AGUCGUGUCCCGGGGUGAGGCAGGCCGAGGAGUUGGCGCCGGGGUAUGGUGGUGAGGUGAGGUGUGAGUAAGUGAGGCGCUGUGGCGCGUUGUCCUAGUGCACGGGGGACCUUUCUGACGCGGGGAGACGGCUCGGGCUCUCCAUCGAACUAGUGACUAGUGUUCUUGUUGCGCUUUUCUGCUGGCAGAAGGUGCAGGAAGUUUAACUUUCGUGCAAAAGUUAGAAAUUAAGGAGUCAAGUGCCUUCAAGUACCCAGAAAUAUCCUUCGACGGUACCUCCUCUGGCUCAGCCCGUCCUUCUUUUCUCAGAGAACAACUUCAUGCAUAGUUGUAUUCAAAACAUUCCGGUUCAUCAGAAGCUAUAUUUUUAUCUCACUUGUUCUUACUUUACAUCCCAUGUCUAAAGCUUCCGUGGAAGAAGAAGCGAGCAAGCCCCCCAACGCCUCGCCCAACAACAGGAUGGCCUUCCAAUGAAGUACACUCCAGCAUAGAUAGCAUUGCGUAAGCCUGAGGAUCUUCGAUACUGGCAGUUACCCUGGUGCAAUUGGAUAUAUUUCGUGCUCCAUCCCAUUACGGCGGCGCUCAUCUGUGUCUACAGUGAGAGGAAGCCUUAUCAAGUCGAUAUCGAAGCCCCAUCGCUAGCCCGGAUAGUGAGCAGUAGGGGAGCUGUGUAGUAUGGAGUCCUGGACUGCACUCUUCCUCACCGUGUUCCUCAUCUACGUGGCUUGCACGCUCUCUGUAUUCUACGAUAUAUUCGUCUAUUUCUUUGAGUGAUGGAUAUGGUCCAAAUAAUUGUUGUGCAAUAUAGGUACUGGAUAUUAUGAAGCACGAGACACAAUAAGGAAGGGGACGCGGUCGAUUUGUUUUACAGAAAAUAAGACUUUUAGUGGAAAUAAUUGUGGUGUUGCUGGAAGCAAUAUGGCAGGUUUACAGACGUACAUUCGCCCGGUGCUGCUGCUCAUGAGUGCCGUCGAGACGUCGAUGCUCCACCUGGGAAACAUCAUGUGGUAUCAGACGAAGCUCAGCCUCCAGGAGAUGUACUCGGGAAUCCAGUCCCGCGCCGCGGGGGCUUACCAGGAUGCCCGGCGGCGAGCCAGUGUGGUCUACGAGGACAUGCAGGAGAUGGCAGGGGGCACCUACAGCGUCGUCCAGAGCCGCACGUCCGAAACCUGUCAACAGUUCUUCAACAGAGUUAAUCUGGUUUACAUCCAGUGUCAGUUGAAGGUCAACCUGGCCCUUCACCGGUGCCAGUUGCAGCUGAGCUUGGCUUACAAAGACACAAAGGCUUGGCUUGGGCAGAGAGCGCAGCAGCACCUAGGAGUGCACUUAAAGAAUGCGCAGCAGAAAGUACUAUUGAUGCAUAAGUGGACGAAGAUCAAGGUGACGAGGUGGAAGAAGGCUGCGGCUGAGACUGCCAAGGUAAACCUCGAGCGCAUGAGCCUCAAAGCGAGGGAAUACGAGGACGUACUCGACCAGAAACUUCGCAAGCUCAGCCGCUCGCCCUCCACCAAGAAGCUGCAGGCGCGAGAAGAUUCUCAGACUGUAACUCGGACUUCGGUGACGUCAUCACAAUCGUCCAUCUCCGCCAAUGAGGACGCCAGACAUUCAGAGGAGGCGGAGCCUACUAAAGAUGACGACAGGACCUACCACAAGGACUCGUACAUGGCCCACCGGCGGGACUGGAAGACCGGCUUCGAGGGUCGCUACAGGAGGACCAUCUCGCCCUCCGCCGCCAACCGCAAUCUUCUCUACUCCCGCGAUGACAACACCAACAACAACCACAACAACAACAAAAACAACAACGACAAUACCAACAACAACAUCAACUCGCCUCCGUCUUCCACCUCGACGACGCCCGGCAGCGCAGCGACCAGGACCAGCCCCACGCCGCCCCAGGAGCAGGAGCGGAGGAGCUCGACCACGCCCCCGUCGGGAGUCCUGCGCCCCGUCGGCUCGUCCUCCAGCCUCGUCCAGAACAACAACUCCAAGAAUGUGAUUGACAACGACAACAACGUCAAUAACAAUGGUUGGGCAGGCCACGCGCGGUCUACUUCAACGACCGUCAGUUUCACAGCAGAGGAACUGCGGGCGUUCAAGGCUCGACGCGCCCACGCCCACACGCAGGAGGCUUCAGCUCACAGUUCCGACAACAAGGAGAACGCGCCUCGCCCGCUGCACCCAUCCCAGUCGUCGCCCUCGCUCUCCUCCUCGACGGCACUGCGCUCUCUCGCCAGCGAGGGCUCCACCACCUCCCUGGCCAGCGGCGGCGCCGGCUCGUCCUUCACCUCGGGGCGCAGUGGCUCCCCUGCGUCGCCCGCGAAGCUCAGUCCAGCGCACUCGUGGCGGACGUCGCUGGACUCCCUGCACCGCCCUCCCCUGUCGUCCCCCUCGCCUCCAGCCACUGCCACGGCCUCUAGCGACGCGCCCUCCAGCUCCCCGCGGCCCAUCACCCGCGCCACCAGCCUCGCGGAUCCACUCAACAAGGAGGAGGCGGCGGCGGCAGCCAUGUCCGGAAGCGUGUCCCAGGAGGCGCUGCACCUUCCCUCGACCUCAAGCGUCAGCGAGUCCCUGAACCGCAUCGCCGCCAUAAGUGAUUCCCUUAGUCGAUCCACCAGUGUAACCGAAUCCUUGUGCCGCUCCACGAGCCUCACGGAGACGCCCACGUCCACGCACUCCCGCGCCAGCAGCGUCAGUGAGGUUCCUACGUACCUGUCUAGUCCUCCCGCCGCCCCCGCCAGCAGCACGCCCGCGGCCCCAUCUUCACCCACGUCCCCGGUGCCUCACGACGGCCCCGUCACGGCCCACCCGGCCACCGUGACGGAGGAGCCCUCGCCCAGGCCCUUGCUCAGCACACCCAAGGCGCCGUCCUCGCCCAAGUCCCCGCUCUCCACCAAGUCUCUCUCGUCCAAAUCCUCACUCUCGCCCACGCCCUUGUCUCCCACUUCGCCUCUCUCCCCCACCACCUCCAAAGCUCCCACGUUCCCUUCCUCCUCAGCCUCCACGACGGCGUUUUCCACAACGACCACCACUGUCUCCUCCACCUCCUCCUCCUCCUCCACUUCCUCCACUGUCACGAACAGCACCCCCUCGUUCCCAGUGACGUCGCCCUCCAUGUCUCCCACGUCCUCGUCAGCAGACAAGUCCAACAUCGUGGUCUUGGGCUACGGGCGAACGCGGUACCAGGAGGAAAUCGACUGUGAUCAGCUGUCGAAGGACUACGCCCCUCACCUCCUCCUCGACACGAAGCUCCGGGCCUUGCUUGCACCUGGUCCAGAGCACAAGACUGCAGCCUACUACAUGCAGGGUGUGUUCACGCUGGAGUUGAGGAAGGACCUUAUCAACAGCACCCACGCCCACCACCCGGACCUUAGCAACCUCCACACGCCCAAGACCAUGGCGCCCAACAACACACACAGCCACACCACCCCCGCCUCCCCACCCGCAACCAACGGCGACGCCACAACCUGCCUAAACACAACGAGUGACAAGUCUCCACUGCCAGCUGACUCCGCCUACUUCACCACGUCGGAGAGCAAGGCCAAGCUCCUGACGCGGCUUCGGGGGAGCGGAAAUAACCUCCAAGACACCAUCACGCCAGUCACCGACCACCAGCAACUCCUGAAGAGGAAGGAGGAGCUGGUGGCGAGCAUCGGCCGGAAGCUGGAGAUCCUGCGAGCCGAGCGAGAGGCCAUCAAGGAGGAGAUGCGCCUCAACCAGGAGCUGGGCGCCGAGGUCACGCAGGAGGUGGAGGCCCGGGCCAGCCUGGCCGAGGCGGAAAAGUACAAGCUCCACGUGGAGGAGAUCGACAAAAUCACCUCGCUCCUCCUGGGCCUCUCCGGGCGCCUGGCGCGCGCUGAGAACGCCCUCCUGAUGCUCGUCAAGGAAGCCGACCCCGAGGAGAAGCGUAUUCUUGAGGGUAAACGUGACAAGCUGCGCGACCAGCUGGAGGAAGCGAAGAGGCUCAAGGAAAACACAGACAGAAGAGCUAUACAGGUCGCAAAGGUGCUAAAUCAGUACUUGAGUGAAGACGAGUAUGCAGAUUACGACCACUUCAUCAAGAUGAAGGCCAAGCUCAUCAUGGACGCCAGGGAGAUCGACGACAAAAUCAAGCUGGGAGAGGAGCAGCAGCAAGCUCUGGUGGAAACCAUGUGUUGCAAAAAUCCGUGAAGGUCUGGUCUUCAUGUGGCGGAAGUGUUCCUGUGGUGUGAACUUCACUAAACUCUGCAGCUGUGAUCUGAAAUUCCAAACAUUAGUCGCGUUGAUAGUGAGGAAUGCAUCACUGUCAGUGUCGAAACCGUGAACAGUUAUGGAAAAUACAUUUUGUUUAGGAAUUUACAAGAGGCUGUAAAAAGAUUAUAUAUAUACAUAUAAAUAUAUAUAAAUAAUCAGGAUAUAAGAUAGCAAGCUAACAAGAGACAGUAUUUGACAGCUCAUGUUCUUCUGUUAAGAAGGUUACUUCUGGACAAAUUACUUGUUGUUAGAGCUUGUCUUUCUCCUGCGUGUGCUUACUGUAGCCGAAGAUUUACAGUUUUACAUAUGGACAUGUGUAAAUGCAAAAAAUAUAAGAUGCAGUUUUGAGUACCUUUGAGUUCUAUGUAUUAAUGUGAACAUGAGGAAUAGAUGUCCUGAAAUUAGCAUAUUACAUUGUUUCCUCGAUAUUUUUCGGUAUACAGACAGGUGCUGUUAAUGACAACGAGGAAUGAUUCUUUAUGCUGGCAUUUUCUGAACUGUGUCAUUGUUGAUGAUAUUGUGAUCUAUUUCCCAAUAUUUAUUUAUGUGCGAAAGUUUAAAGUGAUAAGUAUUGGAUAAAGCACAUAAACUGUACAUUGUAGCCAGAGUUUUAUUUGAGGAUACUAGUGCGAGCAGCAGCACUGUUAUUGCUGCAGAUGUAACUUAAACAUUUAGUGGGCACUUAUAUGAAGUCUGCAAGGAAUGGGCAUACAUACUAUGUAAUGUUAGGUUAUUUAAUAUCACAAUUUAUUGUCCUGAGGCUUUCUUUAGGUUUAUAUUCUGACAGUGCAAUGAAUGUCAUGGCAAUACCUACUCAAAUGCACAUUUGAGUUUGUAGUAUACUUGUGUUGAUGAAUAAAAGCAAAACAAAACACGGCUCGCCUUUCAUCUUCACGAUUGAAGGUAGAGUUUGUGUCGCUGGAACAGAUAUCACAUCCCUGGACUGAGUGAGGAGCAAUAGAACAACAGCAAUGGAGAACGCCUCGUGCCAUUUGGAGGAAAAAGAUCAUUCUUCUCUCUGACGUAUCAUACUUUAUCCAUAGUAUGAAUUCCCAUCUCGGGUCUCAGUUUGAACUUUGCUAUGUUAUGACUUUCUGUAAUCUCUUUUAUAUACAGUUGAUUAUUCUGUGAUGCUUGUCUGCUUGGUGUGUUUGGGUUAUUUUUCAGUUUUAUGAAUAAUUAUUAACAAAGAAGAGCUUCGCCCACGUGUACACAUGCAGCUGUGCUGAGCUCGUCUCUUGAUCCUGUCUGCAGUCCUGUCUAACAUUCUCUCGCUUCAACUACAUGAUAAGAAGCCAAAUGGUUUUGAAGGUUGGGCAGCACAACCGUUAAGGAAUACUUCAUUAGUCCAUAGUCUUUUUUAUGUUAAUUUUCAUUGACAAAGUGCCCACACUGGCAGCUGGACAAUACUGAAGUAGCAGGCCCACUAAAUGAUGGAGUCUUGACGUGCAAGGAAGAUAUGACGUCUUCUUUGUAGGAGUUAUUAGUGCCACAUUGUAUAUAGUAGUUUGUUAAUGGAUGCCAAAAGACCGUCCUGUUCCUUGAUAUCUGUGUCUACUAACUUCGUCUAAAGAAUUUAUUGGUUUUAUACUUUAAGACUAGUUGCAAAGCGACAGUUGUGUUGUACAGUAGCGCUUGUUUAUAAGGUACGCCAAAUUCUAUGAUUCUUCUGCCUGGAAGAAAUAAAAUGAGAAUUAAG
Molecule: messenger RNA, 5929 nt
Organism: Penaeus vannamei (Pacific white shrimp)
Lineage: Eukaryota; Metazoa; Arthropoda; Malacostraca; Decapoda; Penaeidae
Source: RefSeq, a predicted model, not a curated record